UGCACGAUACAAAGAUAUUUUACAUAACAAUACAUCCUUAGUAACUAAAGACGCUUUUCUUACAAUUAUUUAAAAAAAAUGUCAUCUCAAGAUUCAACUAUAAUAAUGGCGAAAGAAGCACGUGCUCUGUACGAACUUAAAGAGAAAGCUGCAAAAUAUUACAGAGAAAAUGGCGUCCCUCAAAAAAUGGAGGAAAUUAUGAAUUCCAUGUUUUAUGACAAUCCAGUCGAUAUUUACGGGCACUUGGCAGACUAUUUUCAAAGCUUUGCAAAGAGUCCCAGCAUUACACAAAUCAAGGCUAGAAAAGCACUUGAUGGUAAGGGACAGACAACUCUACAAACAGAUGUGUUUUGCACAGUCAACAACAAAAGCAAGAUGAUGAGCUCCACUGUGAGCUCUUCAGUGAAUCCCAGCCUCCCUGAAACUACCAAGCCAGAGGAGAUGGAAGAGGAGGCAAAUGAACGCGAGAAAAAUGUGCAGGCUGCCUUGCAGAUCAUAAACUCUGAAUUGUGUGCAAGAUUGAAAGACAGGGAACCAAAUAACCAGGAGGAACUUGAUAAAAUCGUAUGUGGUUACAUAGAGGAGCUGAAGGAAGCAGAGGAAGAGAGGCUAGCUCGGGAGGCAGAGGACAAUGCCGCUGGAGAGGCUGUCGACCCUGAUGGAAAAACUCCCGGAAGCGGUGCUGCCAAGUCGGAGAAACCAAAGUCUGGAAAAGGAAAAGGUGGGAAGGGAGGACCACCGGUGGUCAUAGUUCCUGAUGAACCCAAAGAGAAGCUGGUGGAGGGAAGUGCAUGCGUCAGCGCGGUCAGCCAGGCCUUGUGUGUGGCAGGAGCCUGCGCCAUGGGAACAGAGCUGUAUGAGUACAUCGCGCAGCUUAGAUUUGGCCAGGCUCCAAAGCAGUACAGGAUGCCGUUGCCGAUGGUAACUAUCUUCCAGAGCGGCCGUUCAGCCCCUGGCAAGGCCAACGCUAUCAAGGAGUACAUGGUGGUCCCAGCCCCUGGCAAACCACUCAGUGAGAGCAUUCCAAAGAUAGUGGCUGUCUACAACGAUAUCAUCAAAGCCAUCAUGGGCAAAAAUGGGGCACAGGAUGUAGUUGAGGAGAUGAUACAGAUCAAGAAUGUGACGGACAUUGGAGCGCUGAUGAUGCCGUUCGACAGACCAGAGCAGGGGUUGGACAUGAUCCUGGAGUCUAUGGGCAGACUGGGUUUCACACCUGGUGAGGACCUCUACUUGGCACUCAACCUGGCUGGGCACGAGUACUUUGAUUAUGAAAAGGGAAAGUAUGAGGUUGUGACUGGACAGCAGAAGGUGGCAGAGGACUUGGUGGAGUACUGGGCAGACAUCCUCACCAGGUAUCCAGCCAUCAUUGCCAUCAUAGACCCCAUGAGGAAACAGGAAGACCGUCAAUGGAUGCUGCUGUGUGAGAGACUCUCAGAGAAAUGCUACAUCCUCGGUGACCGGGUCUGGCAUCGGCCUGGGCUGCUGAAAGAUGAGGAGCCAAAGGACACCUUCAAGAGCUCGGGGACCGUGUACAGGCUGGAGCAGAUGAACACAGUCACUGACAUUCUUCAGUGUGCGCAGCUCAUGGAAGGAGAAAACAACAUAACAGUAUUGUCUACAAAUAUUGGGGAAACAUCUGACACUUUUCUUGCAGAUAUGGCAGUAGGGAUGAGCGCACACUUCCUCAAGCUUGGAGCCCCAUGUCGCGGUGAACGUGUCUCCAAACUCAACCGACUGCUGGCCAUCGAGCAGACCCUGCAGGAUGGAGGCCAGGUUUCACUGCAGUCUGAGUUUGUCUUCCCUGCAAUCAAGAUCCCGCCCCCGCCAGAGACGGAUAACGCCGAGCCGGAAGAGGUUCCCACACCCAAAGAGACGCCCAAAAAGAAGUAGCGCAGAUGUUGUGAUAAUGCAGAGAAUGAUGGAACAAUUGUGAAAAAAAGAUACUUCGGACACCACAAGUGAUAUAAUUUAGUAUUGCUAAUUUUGUUGGAAGAUUCAAAUGCUUGUGUAAGAUCAGGAAUAACAAGUAACACAUAGGUAUAUAAAUGGAUAAAACAUCAAAUUAAGGACCAUUGAAAGAGUUCUUUAAUAUAGAAUAAAUCAAUAAAAAAGCACUACAAAUACCGGUAAUUGUCUUACUGGUGUAUUCAUGAAAAUAUAAAAAUAUAAACUGCUAUUGUAACUCAAUGGUGUAAGAAUACUUAUCAAGCUAGUAAAUUACAUGUUUCAUAGAUCAAUUUCUGCUUAACAGAUUUUUAAAGCACCUUUCAAAUGUUGAAAACGGAAUGUGAAAAUGAUAAAUUAAUGGUUUAAUAAUAUUAUAACACCAAAGUGUAAAAUUCAACUUAAAUAUGUGCAUGGAGGCAAAAAAUGUUUACUAGAAUGGAAUUUCCUGUAUAAAUUCUAUGACAAUAGUAUAACAAAUGAACAACACAAUUUUUGCUAAUAUACUGUUUGUCAUGAAACAAAAAUAUUAUUAUCAUUCAAGCAUGGCAUUUAACAUUACUGUAACAACUGUACAGCCUUGUAACAGAGAAGUAUUUGGGCUUUCUUUUACGUCUAAAAGGAUGACAGAGAUCUAUGGAUGAUUUAGAUACAUUUUUUGAGAUGUUUGAACUAAUGUCAUACAUAUAGUCAUGUUAUUAAAUCUGAAGUCAGUAUGAAACAUAUGAACAGAUGAUUUAGAUAUAUUUUUAUGUGAUGUUUGAACUAAUGUCUGUAAAUAUAAUGAUAUAUAUUUGAGAAUGUGUGAUUUAUCUGUGAUACAUAGUUUUUUCUCAUUAAAAUAUGUUUUAAUGAUGAUGCUUUGUAAUAUUUUCAUCGACUUAGGUGCUAUGUUACAUUGGUAAGGCUUGGGCAUGAUAAAAGUGUUGGACAAUUUUUAUAUUUUUUUUUUUUGAGGGGGGGGGGGGUUGUCAUUGACAACAAAUUAACAUUAAUUUAUUGUUGUUUAUAAAGUACGUAUUGGGUGUCUAUUCAUUCUAUCCCUUGUGCUGUCAUUAAGUUUUUGGUAAUUAUAGCGAGUUUCCGAACUUAAAAAUAAAUGGAUUAUCAAACAGUUG
Molecule: messenger RNA, 3062 nt
Organism: Dreissena polymorpha
Lineage: Eukaryota; Metazoa; Mollusca; Bivalvia; Myida; Dreissenidae
Product: enolase 4-like
Exons: 14
Coding region: 79-1890 (603 amino acids)
Biological process (GO): glycolytic process
Cellular component (GO): phosphopyruvate hydratase complex
Molecular function (GO): magnesium ion binding; phosphopyruvate hydratase activity
Source: RefSeq, a predicted model, not a curated record